Pelobates fuscus (common spadefoot toad) is the source of this 2071-nucleotide messenger RNA. It is a transcript of the gene TMEM52, whose product is annotated as transmembrane protein 52. The coding region runs from base 153 to 767 and encodes 204 amino acids. Lineage: Eukaryota; Metazoa; Chordata; Amphibia; Anura; Pelobatidae. The record is from RefSeq and is a predicted model, not a curated record. The transcript is spliced from 5 exons.
ACCCUUGUGAUGUCAGCAGGCUCUGCAUAUUUGUAAUUUGUGGGGCUCCUUUGUGUGUGGUUGGCUGUGCUGCAGCGUUGCUCUCUCUCGAGGAUUGUGUGCUGCUGGGUCUAUCUGGAGACAAGGGCUGCUUGGAGAGGAAACAAGGAGCCAUGAUGGCAGAUCACUCCUGUGGAAGGCUCCUGCUCCUGGGCUGCCUGCAGCUCCUGAUUUCUGUAACCCUGGCUGAUCACGAUGACUGUAAAGACUCUCAAAAUUGCCCCCCAUCAACUAAUUGGGUCAACUUGUGGUAUGUUUGGCUGAUUCUGGUUACAAUCUUUCUUGUUCUCCUGUGUGGGACCACUGCCAGUUGCAUAAAGUUCUGUUGCUUGAAGAAAAAGCCUCCUGUCCAGGCAAUUCCUACUCACCCUUAUGAAGUAACUGUUAUCGCCAUGGAUAAUGAGAGCACAAUCCACAGCACUGUUACCUCAUACAGCUCUGUGCAGUAUCCACAUAUGUUUGCAUUUGGUGACCCCGAUCGAAGCGCAAUGUCCCCUCCUGCUUACAGUCUUUAUGCCAUGGAAUUACCUCCAGCGUACGAAGAAGCUGUAAAAAUGGCCAAACCCACUGGUGAAGUUGGAACAUCCGUGGCUGUCCCAAAACUUGAAGACAUUACUGAGCAAGAAGGUACUGAGGAAGAGCUCGAUCAUCGUUUGGGGGAGCAAACCAUAUCAAAUGACACUGAAUCACCACCCAACUAUGAGGAGUCUGCAGUUACCCUGAGCUAGUUACAGUUCUAGCUAAGUAUAGAUUCAAGACCUGUUUGUACCAAGCAUUGCAUGCUAUCAACAAGGAUCAUGUUCUGCUACAGUUGCUACAGGUUAAGAUCCAAACAAUGCCUUUGCUAAAUGAUACAUACAAAGCGUGACCUUCCUAGUGGAUAUACUAGUUGGGUGGUUUUGUUGUUGGUUUUUUUUUUUUUGUUUGUUUUUUUUGUCAUGCAGCAGAACCUAUUAAUGCUUUUGUAUACUCCAUGCAGACAUGGUGUCUCUAUGGAAAUUCUGGGCUGACCAACAGCUCUGUCUCAAUCAAAGAAAAUGGGAGGAAUUCUUCAUUAGGUAAAUGAAGAAUCCCUCAUAUUUCCUUUAUUUCCCCCAAAGUUACUGGAACGCCCCUAUGUCUUGCUUUUGUGUCGUUUUAUAGAAUCCUGACAGAUGGGACACUGGAAUAGAUCAGUUGGCUAGGUCUGUCACCUAUGUAGGGGAAGCAGCCUAAACCAAUGCUGACAGUGACCUCCCACAACUCCCGUAUUAUGUGGCUAUCCUCUCUGUUGUGGUUCUUGUGGGAAGUCAGAUUAAUCUGUUUCUGAGACAAUCUUGGAUGAUAUCAGGCUUAAAUAGACACUGUAGGCACCCAGAUCACUUCAGCUCAUUGAAGUGGUCUGGGUGAUGUCCCUCUUGCAUUUAGUGCUGCAAUGUAAAACAUUGCAGUUCCAGAGAACUGCAAUGUUAACAUUGCAGCUCUAAAUCUGCCCUCAGUGGCUGUCUACCAGACAGCCACUAGAGGGCUUCCUGAAUUGAAACAGACCUUUGGUCUGGUAUCUGACGCUGGACGUCCUCGCGCUCUGCAUGAGGACCUCCACUGUCAAAUUUUUUUUUUUCCUCCAGGGAAAUCCUAAUGCGAGCGCCGCAUAUGUGCAUUGGGUCUCCCCGGUGGCUAACCCAGCACCAAGGGACAUCUGCGCUGGAUUCAGGUAACGCAGGAAGGGGUCACUGUAGACACCUAUAGUGCCAGAAAAGCGGCCUUGUGUUCCUGGCACUAUAGAAUUCCUUUAACAUACUAUCGGUCACCUGAAUAUUUGCUGAUAUUCUGCUAGAACAGUGUCUGGAAAAGCCAAGCAUGUUCCAAAAUGUGGCCUCUAAAAUAAAUGUAUCUUUAAUAUCAAUGAUAAACUUGUUUUAGAAAAAUAUAUCUUACUAUUGUCCUUUAGCACUUUUGCAAAGCAUUUUUAAAUUUGAUCAUGGAUUUUUUUUUUUAGUUUUACACUGAUGUAAAAAAGAUCUGCAAUUUAAAUACCACUCCUCUCCCCCCC